Scophthalmus maximus (turbot) is the source of this 4310-nucleotide messenger RNA. It is a transcript of the gene bcar1, whose product is annotated as BCAR1 scaffold protein, Cas family member. Gene Ontology annotation, cellular component: focal adhesion; cytoplasm; plasma membrane. The record is from RefSeq and is a predicted model, not a curated record. Gene Ontology annotation, biological process: cell surface receptor protein tyrosine kinase signaling pathway; cell migration. Gene Ontology annotation, molecular function: protein binding. The transcript is spliced from 8 exons. The coding region runs from base 444 to 3371 and encodes 975 amino acids. Lineage: Eukaryota; Metazoa; Chordata; Actinopteri; Pleuronectiformes; Scophthalmidae.
GCGGCGGAGCAAGCGGUGGGAAGGGCGGCGCGCUCCUCCCGGUCGCGGAACGGGUACGGAUCUGCCAACGUGCAGGGCUGGGAGUCAUUUUUGAUCUCUCGAGUCGUCGUUGCGCCGUUCACUCAGUUCGCUAUUGAAGUGUUACCGAUAAACGAGGUUUUGACCCUUGACAGCGGAGAGGACGGAGGACGGACAGUCGGGCACUGCCGCGGCCGCCGCCGCCGCGUUUCCCCGCAGACACAUUCUCUGCCGCUCGCGCUCCACACCGCGUCCCACAGCUGCUGCAGGGCUGCUCCACCGUGCCAUGGGAAGUCCGGGCGAUGGAGGACUGACGCCGGAGGGGCCGUGAAGCGACGCGCGUUCCGUUUGGAUAAAGGAGCAGCUGGUGAAGGAGGGCGCCGUGCGAGAUAAGGCUGGCAGAGAGGAGUGACAGCGCCGGCAAAAUGUCUGUCCCGAACGUGUUGGCCAAGGCGUUGUACGACAAUGUGGCUGAGUCUCCGGAUGAGCUGUCCUUCCGCAAGGGUGACAUCAUGACUGUGUUGGAGCGUGACACACAGGGACUGGACGGCUGGUGGCUCUGCUCCCUCCACGGUCGCCAGGGCAUUGUCCCCGGCAACCGUCUCAAGAUCCUGGUCGGGAUGUACGACAGCAAGCAGCAGCAACUGGCCGCAACUUCCACGCCAGAUCCAGCAACUCCCUUUUCUGCCUCCCACGUGCAGCGACCCCUCCCCCCUCUGAGCGCUUACGCCAAACCAAGUCCUGCGCCGUCAUCUGCUGCCACCGCUACGUCCUCCUCUGGCUUUGCCAACAAACCUCUCCCCACAGCCCAGUACACGUCCAAGCAUUCAGCCUACUCCACCCCUAGCCCUGCACAGCCAAAUCCUGAUUCUGUCUACAUGAUGCCCCCCUCCCACAGCCCGAAACCAAGUCCUCAAAGCUUGUACCAGAUUCCCUCUGGCCCGGGUGGAUCCACUCCUCAGGCCCAGCCAGGACCCCCCAACAAGGCACCAGCUUUAGCCUUGCGACAGUACCAGCUGCCUGGAAGGGACAUCUACCAGGUGCCCCCUUCUUUAGGCCCAGGGGCAGGACAGGGAGCAGCCCUGAGCGGCGGUACAGGAGCUGGGCAGGAUGUGUACCAGGUGCCCCCCUCCCUGGAAAAGAGGAACUGGGAGAUCAGCAACAAGCCACUGGGGAAGGUGGUGGUCCCCACUCGGGUCGGACAGGUGUAUGUGUACGACACAGUGAAGUCAGACCAGGAUGAGUAUGACGUCCCGCCUAGACACCAGCCUCCGACCCAGCAGGACAUUUAUGAUGUUCCGCCCACCCGCCAGCAGUACAACACACAGGUGUAUGACACUCCUCCCAUGGUGGUGAAGGGGCCCACCGGUGAUCAAGAUAUAUAUGACACUCCACCGAGUACAGAGAAGAACACACAGCAGACGAUCUAUGACUUCCCCCCGUCUGUCAGUAAAGAUGUCACUGAUGCUCAGCCAAUCAGAGAGGAGACCUACGAUGUGCCUCCACACUUUGCCAAACUCAAGCCCCAGCUUCCUUCCAAGGCCCCUACUGGCCCGUUCCUGCACAACAACCUGAACGACGACGACAAUGAGCCACCCAUUCCAGAGGACGUGUACGAUGUCCCGCCCCCCAUCCUGACUGACAAGCAUUAUCACAGAGACAGGAGCGGGGUCAGCCAGGCCCCACAGGAUAUCUACGACAUCCCGGCCAGCCUGCGGAGCGGAGGUCACCUCACCCAGGAUGUCUACGACUUCCCCCGUGAGCGAGAGGAGAGAGGAGGAGAGAGGGGCGAUAACGUCUACGAUGUCCCACCGCAGGUAGGAGAGGUUGUGCGCGAUGCCCAGUCCACCAGUGAGGAGCUGGCCAUGUCCUUCAAGCGGCUGUCUGCCUCGAGCACAGGAAGCACGCGGAGCAACCACUCUGCUUCAUCCUUAGACAUGGUCCCUGUCCGUGACACCUCUUCUUCUUCCGCACUUCCCAUUCCUGGCUGCGUUACCGGGAAGCCCCUGAUCUUGGACCUGGAGCAGGCGAUGGAACGUCUGUCUCGCCUCCAGCAAGCCGUCGAGUCCAGUGUUUCCCUCAUGAUGUCGUUCAUCACGGGGAACUGGAGAAGCCUUGCUCACCUGGAAGGGAACCUCCCAGCCAUUCAUCAGGCUGCAGACCGGGUGCGCGCCAAUGUCCGAGACUUCCUAGAAUUUGCCCGGGGGGCUGUGGCAAACGCUGCCCAGGCCACCGACCGCUCUCUGCAGACUAAACUGGGCCGUCAGGUGGGGAAGAUGGAGGAGGUCUUCCAGAGUUUGGUUCGACACAGUCAGAGCUUAGACGCCAUUUCCUGGUCACACACGGCGCUCACAGCACCACCACCAGGAGGGGAUGACUUAGAUCGGCUAAUCAUGACGGCACGAGGCAUCCCUGACGACGCCAAGCAGCUCGCCUCCUUUCUCCACGGCAACGCCUCACUUCUCUUCAAACGGACCAACCGGCAGCAGCAGCAGCAGCUGCCACUUCCUCCGAUCCCAGGGGAGAUCAGCGGUCACACAACUGGAUCGGGAAGUGGGACCUAUCAGGGAGGGGAGAGGGUGCAUAUUCAGUCACGGCCCCUCCCCUCUCCGCCAAAGUUCAGCGGUGCAGAGGAAGGGGAAGGUGUGGACAGGCCCUACGAGACCACAGAGGAAGGCUGGAUGGAGGAUUACGACUAUGUACAUCUACAGGGGAAGGAGGAGUUUGAGAAGAACCAAAAACAACUGCUCGAAAAAGGCAACAUCAUCCGACACAACAAGACACAACUGGAACAACAACAGAUUAAGCAGUUUGAGCGGCUAGAGCAGGAAGUCAGUAGGCCAAUCAACAACGACAUGACGGGCUGGGUCCCGUCCGCCCACCACCCUCACGGCAACCAGCUGGCCCAGAAUGGCUCUGGAGGCCCCUCCUCCUCAUCCUCCAAGCUCUGCCACGGCGACCGGCAGCUCCUCCUCUUCUACCAGGAGCAGUGUGAGCAGAACAUCACCACGGUGACCAAUGCCAUUGACGCCUUCUUCACCGCUGUCAACUCCAACCAGCCGCCAAAGAUUUUCGUGGCACACAGCAAGUUUGUCAUCCUCAGCGCACAUAAGCUGGUGUUCAUCGGCGACACGCUGUCACGCCAAGCCAAGUCUCCCGAGGUGCGAGCACUGGUGGCCCAGAGCAGCAACAGCCUCUGCGAAAAACUCAAAGACAUCGUGAUCAGUACGAAGACGGCGGCACUUCAAUAUCCUUCCCCCGGAGCAGCCAGAGACAUGACUGAGAGGGUGAGGGAGCUCGCAGGGUAUACGCAGCAGUUCAGGGUGGUGCUGGGACAGCUGCUGGGGAUCUAAGAGUUGAGGGGGUAAUAGAAAAAAGGAACAAUGACACUGAGAUGUCCCAGGAACAGGGGGGGCUUUCCAUUCCUUAUGCUUCUGACAUGUAGCAUUGUAAAGCCUGACAUCCUGUCUGGGACCGGGACUCUGACCUCACAUACGCCCUCCGCUCCCUCCCCUACCUCACCUUCCACUGGGACCAUUCCUCUCUUAUCCCUCCUUCCAUGGCGCGGUUUUUAUUCUAGACAGACUAAAAGGAACAUUUUAUCAUCAGUGGGCUGGGCCAAUGGUUGUAAAAUAAUCAUUGUAAAUAUUUAAGUUACCUAUUUAGUCAGAGAACCAGAGCGGUAAAAAACUAAAUGAUUUCCAGUAUAUAAAUAUAAAUAUAUGGCUCUUUUUUUUGAAGAAAAUAUGAAAACAUAAGUGUAGUUUUUAGGCAAUAUCAAUAAUAAUAAUAAUUAUUAUUAUUAUUAUUGCUAUACCAUAUGAUUGUGGCUCUGAUUCUUGAUCCUUGUAUCAUUAUUGUUAUGGAUGUGUAAAUUCCAGAUGCUAUGUAUGACUGUUGUAGUACGUCUAUGCUCUUCCAUCCCUGAAAAAGGCACACACUUUCCAAGAAAACACUGGAGACACACACCCAUCUUAAAACUUCACCUAAUGACAAACUGAAAGCUCUACAUGUUGCCAUGUUGCCUCUGUGUUUUGAGCAGUAUGUAUCAACCGGGUGUCCACGUUGAUUUCAACCCACCAGUGCAGACAAAACUGCUGCCAAAAGAUGUCAAAAAUAACUGUCCAGUUCCAAAACUGCAGUUAUCAUGGACGAUAUCAGUGCCAUCUUAACUGCUUUUUUGGGAAAUCUAUAUGUUGGUUGUUUCCUAAGAGGCAUAUAUUAGAUAAAAGGAGUGUAAAAGGUUAAAGACAAAAAAUGAAAUUAAACAUGCUUUUUCUUCUUUUCUCUGA